Messenger RNA from Musca domestica (house fly), 3395 nucleotides. Its product is annotated as cysteine protease ATG4D-like. Bases 445 to 2421 code for a protein of 658 amino acids. Gene Ontology annotation, molecular function: protein-phosphatidylethanolamide deconjugating activity. Lineage: Eukaryota; Metazoa; Arthropoda; Insecta; Diptera; Muscidae. The transcript has 7 exons. The record is from RefSeq and is a predicted model, not a curated record.
CAGUAUUUUCCAUUGUUUUGUUUUGAUUUUUGGUCCUACUUCUUUCAUUGCCAUUCAUUUCAUUUUGUGCUGCUCUAAUUUGCAAAAAAAUAGUUUCUUUUGCAACACACAGCAUCAUCAUCGCUGCUCACUAUUCUCUUUUUGUGUUAAUUAACUUGAGAAAGGUCCAAGCAUAUUACUAAUUGGUUUUUACGCGCGUUCUUUGUGCUUAGGCAUAAAAAUAUAAACAAAACAUUGUUAUCUCACAACAAACAAAACGACGAGAAGGGAGAAGGUUGAUAGUAGCACUUUACCAAACGCACUCGAAAAAUUAUCAGUAUAAACGGUGAGUACGUACAUUUGACUCGCGACACAUACAUUCGUCUCCUAGCUUACCUGAGAUUAUCAAAGACACACUAUCGUCAGUGUCUCCCUCCGAACACUGACUUGUCUUUUAUUUUUGUGAUGAACUAUGAUGGCCUAUUGUCACAGUUAACAACGGAUGAUAAAUUGAACUUGUUUCAAGUGGCGUUAACACCGGAAGAUGGUGCAAUAGAGGAGGAACAGGCUGCCACCAUACAAUGUGUUAAUCCGCGAUCUGUUGCAUCGUCUUCACAUAAUACACCAUCAACAACCAUCACAACCACCAGUACACAAAAUGUAAAAACGGAUCAAACAGCAACGCCAACCAGGAAAAUCUCGACAUCAUCCCGCUUUAUAAAUGCUUUUCAACAAUUGUACACAACAUCAGCGGCUUCUUCGUGUGUGGCAAGUGCCGCAGACAACGAUGAGGCCGAGAGUAGUAGUAAUGCCGCUGGUCGGACACCAACUAAGGGCAUGGAAUCAAAACUACUUUCAAUGUGGCAUAAUGUCAAAUAUGGUUGGAGUGGAAAAUUGAAAUCGAAUUUUUCCAAAGAACAACCAGUUUGGCUACUUGGUCGUUGCUAUCAUCGUAAGUGUACACCUCCUUCUUCGAUGGAAAAUAGCUCGGAACUGGGUGGCAUGACGACAAUGGGACAAGAUCAAGCCAACAUGACAAUUUCCAAUGCAUAUGACACUAUACAGCAAGACACAGGUGGAAUUGGUUUAACACCCAACAACAGUUCAUCUGCUCUGUAUCCUAUUCUAAAUCCCCAACAAGUGGAAGAAAUUGUGGUGCCGCAAGAAUUGGCCUUGGAUGCCACUGACAAUCAGGUGGGUGACAAUCCCUGGGAAGAGGGCAUAGAAGGAUUCAAAAGAGAUUUCUAUAGCCGCAUUUGGAUGACAUAUCGUCGAGAAUUUCCCAUAAUGAAUGGCUCAAAUUAUACAAGUGAUUGUGGUUGGGGUUGUAUGUUGCGCAGUGGGCAAAUGCUCUUGGCCCAGGCGUUGCUUUGCCAUUUUCUAGGACGCAGUUGGCGUUAUGACCCCGAAUCUCAGUUGCACUCAACACUCGAGGACAAUAUGCACAAGAAAAUAAUAAAAUGGUUUGGUGAUAGUUCUUCAAAGAGCAGUCCAUUUUCUAUACAUACAUUGGUAAAAUUGGGCGAAGAAAUGGGCAAGAAACCAGGUGACUGGUAUGGCCCAGCAUCGGUUUCAUAUUUACUAAGACAAGCCCUUAAAAAUGCCGCGCAAGAGAAUGCUGAUUUCGAUAAUUUAGUUGUAUAUGUGGCCAAGGAUUGUACAAUAUAUAUGGGUGACAUUGAAGCCGAAUGUUGCAUACCCGAACCCACGCCCAAGUCCCAUGUACCAUGGAAAAAACAGCAAACACCAAAAUCAAAUGAAAUCAAAUCCAAUUGGAAAUCGCUGAUUGUAUUGGUGCCGUUACGUUUGGGAACAGACAAGUUAAAUCCUGUGUAUGCUCACUGUUUGAAGCUAUUGCUAAGUACCGAAUAUUGUAUUGGUAUCAUUGGCGGAAGACCAAAACAUUCAUUGUAUUUUGUGGGCUUUCAGGAGGAUAAACUAAUCCAUUUGGACCCACAUUAUUGUCAAGAAAUGGUUGAUGUUAAUCAGGAAAAUUUCCCGCUUCAUUCAUUCCAUUGUAAAUCACCGCGUAAAUUGAAAUCGAGUAAAAUGGAUCCCAGUUGUUGUAUUGGUUUCUAUUGUCAAACAAAAACCGAUUUUGAUAAUUUCGUUGAAUCGGUGCAACUCUAUUUACAUCCCAUGCGCUGUGCCUCGGGCUCAUUGGAAAAACAAUUACCUCAACAGCAGCAACAACAACAACAAAUGCCUUCUAGCCUGACCAACAGUUUUACAGAAACAUCUAAUCAAUAUGCCGAAAUGAAUUAUCCAUUAUUUUCAUUUUCUCGGGGACGUUGUCUUCAACACGAGACGAACCUUAACGAAAUGAGCGAUUCGCUUUACAAACCAUUACAGAAACAAUUACAACAAUUUAAUCAGUAUAAUGGCCAGCAUUCUAUGCCAAUCGAUGAUGACAGUGAAACUGAAGAAUUUGUAUUACUUUAGGUGCAAAAUAACUAGACGAGAAAAACUAGAAAAUAGAACUCACUUGCAAGCUAUGAUCAACAUUUGCUGAUUCUAUAACAUAAAAACAUAUAUCAAUCAUGCCAUUCAAAAAAAAAUAUCUACAAUAACAAUUUUUGUGUUGUUACAUUAUGUAUCUCAAAAUUAAAAGACUUAUUUUUUCGCAUAUACGUAUUUGGUAUCUAAUACAACAAACAUUUGUGUAAUUCCUUCCUUUACUUUUGUUACAAAAGCUCCUAUUGUCUUUUUUGUUCAAUGCAAACCAAUAUACAUGUAUAUUUAUUUCUUGUUUAUUAUUAUAGACUUUGUUAUCAUUACUUUAUACCACACUGUUUCAUUCAAUAUGUGCUGUUUCUUUUUUGUUCUUAUCAACUAAUGUUUAUUUUAUUUAUUUGUAGUUUAAGUUUAGUUACAAUACCCAUUAUUCUAGGCUAGAGAUGUGUAUUUUUUUGUAUACAAUAUAAAUUUGAAAUGAAUUCAUUGAUUCAUGCGUCAAUGUCACCGCACUUACUAACUAGAGUGACGCUUGGCCGCUUUUGAAGUAUAUGAAACAAAAUAUCUAUUCAGUAAAAGUAUGUACCUAUCUUUAAUAUUAUUAUCAUUAUUUACUCACUCACAAUUGUGGUUAUUUCAAGGCCCAUUUCAUCGAAUAUAAUUUUCCAAUUUUAUCUUUUCUAAGUUAAGCCUUUUUCUUUGCCAUUGCUACAAUCACAAAUUAGUGUACCGUAGCUACAUAUAAAUAAUAUUCUUAGAUUUACAUAUGUACACCCAUUUAUGUGAUUUAACAAAUUGAUUAAUUAUAAAAUUUUGAUUGAAUGAUGCAUACAUACAUAUAAAUAUAUAUAUUAAAACAUUCACAUUCAAAGUACACAUAAAUAAAUAUUACAAUUUCCAACAUAAACUUGGAGUUUUUUUAUUUCUUUGUGAGUAAUUGUAUUAAUAUACAUCGCCUUGAA